Molecule: messenger RNA, 1288 nt
Organism: Phlebotomus argentipes
Lineage: Eukaryota; Metazoa; Arthropoda; Insecta; Diptera; Psychodidae
Gene: Uba5
Product: ubiquitin-like modifier-activating enzyme 5
Exons: 2
Coding region: 88-1251 (387 amino acids)
Biological process (GO): protein ufmylation
Cellular component (GO): cytosol; cytoplasm
Molecular function (GO): UFM1 activating enzyme activity
Source: RefSeq, a predicted model, not a curated record
UGACACACAACAGACACGUCAACAAGUGAAAGGCACAGAAGUCGCCUUGCUUCCAGAUUUUCGUGAAAAUCCCUAGAUUUCCUGACGAUGAGUAGUGUCCAGGAGCUGCAGGAUAAGGUGGCCCAUCUGGAGAGUGAGCUGCAGCGAUAUAAGAAUGCAGGAGUGCGGGAAAAGAUCGAUAAGAUGUCAGCAGAAGUUGUGGACUCGAAUCCCUACAGUCGGCUCAUGGCCCUGCAGAGGAUGGGAAUCGUGACGGACUAUGAGAGGAUUCGGGGCAAGAGUGUGGCUAUUGUGGGCGUUGGCGGAGUCGGAAGUGUCACGGCGGACAUGCUGACCAGAUGCGGCGUGGGAAAGCUGAUCCUCUUCGACUAUGACAAGGUGGAGCUGGCCAACAUGAACAGACUCUUCUACACACCAGAUCAGGCGGGCCUCAGCAAGGUGGAAGCAGCCGCACGGACGCUGAGCUUCAUCAAUCCGGACGUUGAGAUCCUGACAAAUAACUACAAUAUCACACUCGUGGAGGAGUUCGACAGAUUCAUGGGCACCAUCAACACGGGUGGAAUGGACGGCAAGAGUCCUGUGGAUCUGGUUCUGAGCUGCGUGGACAACUUCGAGGCGCGGAUGGCCAUCAACACGGCGUGCAACGAGUUGAAUCUCAACUGGUACGAAUCCGGAGUGUCUGAGAACGCUGUUUCUGGACACAUUCAGUUCAUUCGUCCAGGAGAGACUGCCUGCUUCGCCUGUGCUCCUCCACUGAUCGUGGCAGAGAACAUCGACGAGAAGACUCUGAAGAGGGACGGAGUUUGUGCCGCCAGUUUGCCGACGACAAUGGGAAUUGUGGCUGGAAUGCUGGUUCAGAACACCCUGAAGUACCUGCUGGGCUUUGGCGAGGCUUCUGACUAUCUUGGCUACAGCGCUCUCAAUGACUUCUUCCCCAAAAUCACGCUCAGACCCAAUCAGACCUGCGAUGAUCGCUUCUGUGUCCAGAGACAGCAAGAAUUCGCUCUCAAGCCAAAACCCGAGGCUCCACAAGAGACUGAACAGAGUGACGAGCCUCUGCAUGAGGACAAUGAGUUUGGAAUUGAACUAGUUAGUGAAUCUGUGGAGGUGAAAGCUCCGGAGAAGAGCAAUCAAGGACUCAAGUUCGCCUAUGAGAGUGGCGAUAAACAUUCCGAGCCGCAUUCUCAGAGUCAAUCAGCCUCAGAUGAUGUGAGUCUUGAGGAUUUGAUGGCGCAGAUGAAGACAAUGUAAUAAAUACAGCCUGAAAUACAGUAUCUUUUGUGAGAAU